AUGUCUAUCCCCGACCUGUUGGAGAUACCCCACGUCCACCUGGACAGCACAUCGCAGAUUAUUUACUACAACGUGCUCCUUCAAGGCAUUAUGUUAGAUUCGGAAUACCUUCCUGGGAGAGGUAAAAUCAUACAAUAUCUUUACCAGAGUAGUAUGACGUUGCUAGAUGAUUGGCUAUGUCACAUCGAAAACACCCUCCCGGACAUGUUUGCAGCGUUUCUUAUGAUAUCGAUGACACUCGAGGGUUGUAAUAGCGAAAUGGCCUGGAAGAUCUUCGGGUAUGCCUGUAAUAUUGCUCGAGCAAUGGGAUUUUUCUCCGUCGAUGAACCAUCGGACGGACAAAAUUCUCAGUCUGAACCUCAUAGCAAUAGUGAAAGUGAGGUGGAUAAAAAUCGAAAGCGAUUCGAAUUUUGGCAUCUUCUGAGGAUGGAUUGUCUGUUCCGUCUAUCUUUUGGCAAGCCGGCCCUCAUACCCGGUGGGUCAUGGACAGUAAACUUCCCUGAUCCCACCAUUACCGGCAUUGAUGACGCGUCUACGCGCUUUAUUCAGAUUCAUUUCCUAGCAUCGAUGCGUCUUACACUAACUUUAUUAAAGUACUUGGACUUGGUGGGCGUUGAAAUGCAGCAGGAUACGGAUGUGUAUGAUCAGGCACUCGAUGGCCUCAUUGCAGAAGUGCAAACGAUCAUGUCAGACUGGAACGCGCUACAAGAUGCUCAUCGUCUUCACGCAAUCCAAGAGAUGCAAUCAGAACAGUCAAUUCCUACCAAGACACACUGUAGAUGUUGCGAGGAAAUCAUUGAGAAUGUUUCAGUCUCUGAUGAGUUCGGAACUGUCCGCGUACUGGGGUAUUAG
Molecule: messenger RNA, 852 nt
Organism: Aspergillus oryzae RIB40
Lineage: Eukaryota; Fungi; Ascomycota; Eurotiomycetes; Eurotiales; Aspergillaceae
Product: transcription factor domain-containing protein
Exons: 3
Coding region: 1-852 (283 amino acids)
Biological process (GO): DNA-templated transcription
Molecular function (GO): zinc ion binding; DNA binding
Source: RefSeq, a predicted model, not a curated record